Molecule: messenger RNA, 494 nt
Organism: Xenia sp. Carnegie-2017
Lineage: Eukaryota; Metazoa; Cnidaria; Anthozoa; Malacalcyonacea; Xeniidae
Exons: 3
Coding region: 82-330 (82 amino acids)
Source: RefSeq, a predicted model, not a curated record
UUACACCUGUGAUUACACUUCACUCAGCGUCUCUUAAAAGUUUUAACUUACAUAUAAGCGCUUAUAACAAGCCAAGCCGUCAUGGCUUCACAACAUGAGAGACAAGAUGAAAGCCUUGGAAUUGAUAGCAAUGCCGUGCAAGAUUCCAGAACGACGUUAUUUCGACAAGCACGACUGCAUAAUUCACGCAAAAGUCUAUUCAAUUCGCCAUUUUCUAAUCCAAACGUGGAUGCUGAAUUAGAUCCUUGGAUAUAUAAGUGCAAUACUUAUCAAGUUGACAUGCAAGUUCACACUAUACUUUCAUCUUCGCAAAAAGAACGUGAAAAUUGAAAUUUACUUCCAGUUGUGUUGCAGUCAGUUGAAAAGCGUCCACUUACUUUUGUAAAAGAAAGUGUUGUUUAGGAUUAUUUUAAGAAACUAUCAAAGAAAAGGGAUAAAGCGCAAUAUGCUCAGAAUGUUUCAAACAUUCGAUGAACACCAACAAUCUUUUUAAG